Molecule: messenger RNA, 3232 nt
Organism: Prosopis cineraria
Lineage: Eukaryota; Viridiplantae; Streptophyta; Magnoliopsida; Fabales; Fabaceae
Product: linoleate 13S-lipoxygenase 3-1, chloroplastic-like
Exons: 7
Coding region: 254-2965 (903 amino acids)
Biological process (GO): lipid oxidation
Molecular function (GO): metal ion binding; protein binding; oxidoreductase activity, acting on single donors with incorporation of molecular oxygen, incorporation of two atoms of oxygen
Source: RefSeq, a predicted model, not a curated record
CAGCAGCCCCUUUGAUUUGAUUUUUCUAGUGUGCAUCGAAAAAUCCACGACAACAUUUCAACUCUGUAAAAGCGGAGCCAUUGAUUCACACAACUCUGUAAAAGCGGAGCCAUUGAUUCGCACAACCCAAUUCAACCGUCUUAAAACAGAUGUGACUGCGUUUCGCUUCUGUUCUCUCCUUCUCAUUCAUUUGAUCAUUUCCGAUCUUUCCUCUCAAGAAUUAGCAGAGAGGGAAACACACAGAAACAUCCAAAUGGCCGUCCUCUUUGGAGAGAUCAUGGGCUCUCCGUUGAUGGACAGAUCCUCAUUUGUUUCUUCCUCACAAGCGCUUCUGAAUCAUAGUUUUCCACAGAUUGCCUUGAAGAAUACGAGGUUCGUGAGGUUGAAGAAGACUCUCAAGGUUCCUGUGGCGGCUGUUAGUGAGGAUUUAAUUAUCGGAGCUUCCGUGUCUGCAGAAAAACCUGUGAAGUUCAAAGUCAGAGCGGUUGUCACAGUGAAGAACAAGAUAAAAGAAGAUUUCACAGACACCAUUAUGAAACAUAUUGAUGCUCUCACUGAUAGAAUAGGAAUGAACGUUGUUCUUCAGCUCAUCAGCACAGAGAUAGACCCAAGGACAAAGGGUCCAAGGAAGAGCAAAGAAGCAGUGUUGAAGGACUGGUCUGAGAAAUGGAAUGUUCGAGCAGAGAGAGUGAAUUACACAGCAGAAUUCAUGGUGGAUUCUGAUUUCGCAGAAGCAGGAGCUAUUACUGUGACCAACAAACAUCAAAAAGAGUUCUUCUUGGAAACUGUAACAAUCGAAGGAUUUCCCAGUGGCACACUUCAUUUUCCCUGCAAUUCCUGGGUUCAACCCAGAAAACACCAUCCUCAUCCCAGGGUUUUCUUCUCUAACAAGCCAUAUCUACCAAAUGAUACACCAAGCGGGCUGAGAUUACUGAGAGAGAAGGAGCUGAAAAUUCUGAGAGGAGAUAGAAAAGGAGAACGAAAGCUAAGUGAUAGGAUAUAUGAUUUUGAUGUAUACAAUGAUCUUGGCCUUCCAGAUUCAGGUCCUGACCUUACCAGACCAACCCUCGGAGGAUCUCAAGACUAUCCAUACCCGAGACGGUGUCGUACUGGUCGUCCCCCAACUGAUACAGACAUGAAUGCAGAGUCUCGUGUGGAGAAGCCAUUGCCAAUGUACGUGCCCAGAGAUGAACAGUUUGAGGAGUCUAAGAAGCUUGCAUUCUCUCACAUGAGGCUCAAAGCAUUGUUUCAUAACUUGAUCCCUGGUCUAAAGGCUAGCCUUUGUGCUGAUAAUCAUGACUUCAAUGACUUCUCUGAUGUUGAUGGCCUUUACGUUAAUUCUGAAGGGUUUCUCCUCAAAUCCUUAAAAGAUGUAGACUUUGUCAGAAAAAUCCCAGAAAGCAGCCUCAGACUUCUUAAGUUUGACACUCCCAUGAUCAUUUCCAAGGACAAAUUUGCUUGGAUGAGAGAUGAUGAGUUCGCUCGCCAAGUAAUAGCAGGAGUCAACCCUGUCAACAUUGAGAGGCUCCAAGUUUUCCCACCAGUGAGCAAGCUUGACCCUCAAGUGCACGGAAACCUAGAGUCUGCUCUUAAAGAAGAGCACAUUUUAGGGCAAAUUAGUGGGAUGACAGUGCAACAGGCAAUAAGGGAGAAUAAGCUAUUUAUCCUAGAUUACCAUGAUAUCUACCUUCCAUUUCUUGAUAAAAUCAAUGCUCUUGAUGGUAGAAAAUCCUAUGCCACACGCACCAUUUUCUUCUUAACUCCCCUUGGAACUCUCAAGCCCAUUGCUAUAGAACUUAGCCUUCCAUCUGGGACACCGAGUUCACGAUCAAAACGUGUCGUUACGCCUCCGGCUGAUGCUACCACCAGUUGGAUAUGGCAGCUUGCCAAGGCUCAUGUUUGUAGCAAUGAUGCUGGUGUGCACCAGCUUGUUAACCAUUGGUUACGCACGCAUGCUUGUUUGGAACCCUUUAUAUUGGCUACUCAUAGGCAAUUAAGUGCAAUGCAUCCUAUCUUCAAGCUAUUAGAUCCACACAUGAGGUACACGUUGGAGAUGAAUGCCCAGGCUCGUCAAAGACUAAUCAAUGCAGGUGGAAUCAUUGAGGCUUCCUUCGCGCCUGGACGCUACUGCAUGGAGCUCAGUUCUUCUGCUUACAAAAGCUUCUGGCGAUUUGACAUGGAAGCCCUACCCGCUGAUCUCAUCCGCAGAGGAAUGGCAAAACCUGAUCCAACUCAACCACACGGUCUAAAGCUGCUGAUAGAAGACUACCCUUAUGCUUCUGAUGGUCUCAUGAUCUGGUCUGCAAUUGAGAGCUGGAUCCGCACCUAUGUGAAGCACUACUACCCAAGUUCAAGCCUAAUUUGCAGUGACAAGGAACUACAGUCAUGGUACUAUGAAGCAAUUAACGUAGGACAUGCUGAUCUUAGCCAUAAAACCUGGUGGCCCACGUUGAACAAUACUGAUGAUCUUGUCUCCAUCCUUACUACCUUGAUCUGGAUUGCAUCUGCACAACAUGCUGCUCUUAAUUUUGGGCAAUACCCUUAUGGAGGGUACGUCCCAAAUCGACCGCCAUUAGUGAGAAGAUUGAUCCCAGAAGUGGGUGAUCCAGAGUAUGCUAAUUUGAUAGCAGAUCCACAGAAGUAUUUCUUGAGAUCAUUGCCAAGUUUGUUGCAAGCUACGAGUUAUAUGGCUGUGGUGGACACGUUAUCUCUUCACUCGCCUGAUGAGGAAUACUUGGGAGAGAGGCGACCAGAGUCGUCUUGGACAGGUGAUUCAGAGAUGAUCAGGGCCUUCCAUGGAUUCUCAGAAAAGAUCAGAGAGCUAGAGAAGGAGAUUGAGAGAAGGAAUUGUGAUGCUAACUUGAGAAACCGCUGUGGGGCUGGUGUGUUACCUUAUGAAUUGCUCGCUCCUAGCUCAGAUCCUGGUAUUACAUGCAGAGGCAUUCCCAAUAGUGUAUCAAUAUAAAGUUUACAUGAAUUUUGAGAGGUUGAAAAUUUAUAACCUCAAUAUAAUAUUUAAAAAAAAAACCUGAGGGUGUGGUCCCUACCAGUCUCCUUUUCCUCUGCUACUGUAGCGCAUUCAGAUAGACAAUGCUAUUAGAUCAAUGCGUGUAGAUAACAAAAGAGGGUUAUACAUGUAGAUGGACAAGUUAUACAUGAAACAGAGCUUGAUUAAGGAUGAGGUUGAAUAUUUUUUGCAUUUGAUAUAUAUGAAAGAUCGUCAAUUUCUUUU